Ornithorhynchus anatinus (platypus) is the source of this 4951-nucleotide messenger RNA. RefSeq names its product armadillo repeat containing 9 (gene ARMC9). Gene Ontology annotation, cellular component: ciliary basal body; centriole; ciliary tip. Lineage: Eukaryota; Metazoa; Chordata; Mammalia; Monotremata; Ornithorhynchidae. The coding region runs from base 249 to 2729 and encodes 826 amino acids. The transcript has 27 exons. Gene Ontology annotation, biological process: cilium assembly. The record is from RefSeq and is a predicted model, not a curated record. Gene Ontology annotation, molecular function: protein binding.
GGCGGGCCUGGGCCUCGGGCCUGGGGGUGGCGGGGGGUCGGGGACGCCGAGGGUCGGGACUCCUCCGCCAGCAGCGGCACCGAUUUCUUCACAAUUGUGUUAACUGAUUUUUGCGGCCAAACAUCUUUCUGCGGUUCUGUCAAUGUCGUGGCUUGAGCUUCCUCAGCUUCUGUGGAUUUGAUGUGAUCUCUCGUGGCAUCGGCCGAACUGGCAGGUCUUUUUGCUAUGAAAAACGUCGGCGAGGCUUCAUGAUGGGGGACGUUUUAGCCUACGAAGCAGAAUUACUUGGGCUGGUAAAAGAGUAUUUAGACUUUGCUGAAUUUGAAGACACGCUGAAAGCGUUUACAAAGGAAUGCAAAAUAAAAGGCAAACCAUUACCUGAAACAGCUGAUUCUCCUCAAGACUCCAAAAAACUAACUAUCCAGAGGAACAUGGUAACGGCAUUUGACAUCGGGGCCCAGAGAGACUUCUUCGAUCUGUGGGAGGAGCACAUCCCUUCUUCAUUCCGAGAUGAUGAACCGCAAGCCCAGAAACUGGAAUUCUACCUUCACAUCCACUUUGCCAUUUUCCCCCUGAAGCACUCCUUGGAAAAGCCCGACAAAGCAGAAUACGAUGAAAGGAUUUCGUACUUUAAAACCUUCCUGGAGACGAAGGGAGCGGCCCUAAGCCAGACCACUGAGUUUCUUCCUUUUUAUGCCUUGCCUUUUGUUCCCAAUCCUAUGGUGCACCCCUCCUUUAAAGAACUCUUCCAGGAUUCUUGGUCUCCAGAGUUAAAGAUGAGGCUUGAAAAUUUCUUGUCUUCGACUUUCAAAGCCAGUAAUACUCCAAGGCUUCUCACUCUAUAUAAAGAGAACGGACAAGGCAACAAAGAAAUGCUGCAGCAGCUCCAUCAGCAGCUGGUAGAAGCCGAUCAGAGGACUAUGACCCACCUGAAAGAGUUCAACAAAAUCCAGACGGAUUACCGGAAUCUCAUCGUGGUCACCGCUGAGCUGGUGGAUUCCCUAGAAGCCACGGUUACCGGCAAGGCGAUUACUCCAGAGUACCUGCAGAAUGUCUAUUUUCGUCUCUUCAGCAAUCACUGGAGGCAAAGCGUAGCCCACAGUAUUGACUUUACGAGGCCUGGCACGGGAUAUUACUCAAUGAGCCCUUGUGAGGACGGCAAUGCUUCCAGCAUGUUAAGGGCCUCUUUGGCACCCGUGAGUUUAAUGGAUGUACCGUUGCUGCCCUCCCUGGAUUACGAGAAACUGAAAAAGGAUCUGGUCUUUGGGAGCGACCGUUUGAAAGCCUUCUUGCUGCAGGCUCUUCGCUGGCGCUUGACCACAUCUCAUCCCGGAGAGCAGAGGGAGACUGUCCUGCGUGCUUAUAUCAGCAAUGAUCUGCUGGACUGCCACAGCAACAACCAGAGAAAUGUUCUGAAAUUAUUACACUCCAAGAGUGAGGUCGUCCGACAAUACACAGCCAGGCUUUUCAAUGCUUUUGCCUCAUUAGCAGAAGGUCGACUCUACCUCUCCCAGAACCCAAAGCUGCUCAGGAUGCUGGAGGAGAGACUGAAAGAUGAAGACCAAGAUGUGCUCACUCGGGAGAACGUGCUUGGGGCUUUGCAAAAGCUCAGCUUCAGGCGUGCGGUGCAGUCCGUUAUGAUCCAGGAUGGGCUCAUUUUCUGGUUGGUUGAUGUCCUGAAGGAUCCCGAUUGCUUAUCAGAUAUCACACUGGAGUACUCAGUCAUGCUGCUCUUCAACCUUUGUCUUCGGAGUGCAGGCAAAAACACAUGUGCUAAGGUGGCAAGCCUCAUGCUGAAGGUUCUUUCAGAUCUCCUUGGUCAUGAAAAUCAUGAGUUGCAAUUGCAUGUGAAUGGGAUCCUCUACAGCAUUCUUUCUAUUCCGUCCAUUCGGGAAGAAGCCAAAGCAAUGGGAAUGGAAGAAAUCCUCCGCUGCUUCAUCAAGGAAGGCAAUGCUUGGAUCAUCCACCAGAUCGAAUUUAUCAUCAAGCAGCUAAAUUCAGAAGAGCUACUGGAUAAUGUCCUUGAAUCUGAUGAUGAAGAGGAAGAAGAUGACAAUGAAGAGGACCGGGAUGUCAUAGAGGCCAGUCUGGACAAAGAUGAAGUGCUGCAUCCUCAACUUGGCGAGCUCUCAGGGGAACGGCUACUCACCACAGAGUACUUAGGAAUAAUGACCAACGUUGACACGGCAAAGAGGAGAGGCCUUUCCGGUGUUCAGCAGACCGUCAAGGAGCCCCUACCACGACCGGUCACUCCAGGCUAUCACAAGACUGAAUAUCCAAUACUGGAAAAUCAUCUUAUUUCUCCCUAUGCAGCAAACCAAGGUAGAAGUGGAAGAUUCCAGGCUGCGUGCCCUCCCACCGGCAGCGGGGGCAGGUCCAGCAUUUCUGACUUUUGCAUUUCCUCUGCAUCCAACCACACGGUGGAGUCCAAGCUGUUUGCGGCCACCCACCACUUAGAUCGACGAGUCCUCAUUGCCGAUGAGCCAGCCCGGCCCCCUGAGCUGCCCCAAAACAGAGCAAGUGAGCAGCGUACCAGUGAGAUCUCAGCUUUCAUCAGCAAACCCCGAAUCCCCCGCACUCCUGAGCCACGGAGCACGAGUCCCCGGAAGACAAAGACUCCCACCAUCGCCCCACAGUUCUCCCAGGCUGAACCUCAGCAAACAAACCGCCCCAGCUCCAUUGGGUCGUCCACAAGAAGCCGGCAGAGCAGCCAGUCCUACAGGAAGUGAGGACAGUUGAUCUUCCCCAGAAGCACCAACCCCAUCGCCUGAGGACUCAGCCAGCAUCCCCAAAAGACCCCCCUCUAGGGCCCUCCGGGAGCGGGAGAGCUAGUUUACUAGUACAGCCCCAAAGACAUCUCUUCGUGGGAUUCUCAAAAGACUAGUGGAGGAGACGGACUUCCAGAGGGAUGGUCAGGAAUCACCCCAACCGCACCCACUCUCCGGCGCACGAUCCAUCAUCUAUUAUUUAUUCUAAUUUGCUUCUCCACCUAACCUAAGGGCCAAGCACCAAAUAAACCUGAUUGAUGGUCAGUGAGAGAGCCCAGCCGUGGUUCACUCGAUACGGCCUUUAGAUUGUGAUACGAAAUGUUUACAAGGGAACAAACUGCUCACCGGACCAUCUUCUGACGCGUAGAAUCGAACUAGAGUUUCUUUGUUGAGCAGAGGAGGACGGCUCAGUGCAUCAAAUACACAAAAAAUGUUCAUCCAAGCAGGCUGACGAGAUUAGGCUGUGAGCCUCACUGUAAAUCAACCUCGGAGGAGAAGAAAGGGCUGGGUGGUGAGGCCUGCUCUCCUCAGGCAUCUGGAUGACAAACUCCUUCUAAGAAGGAGGCGAUUGAGGACUUAAUAUUUUUCUGUCUGUAUAAAGAGAACGGAGGCAAGAGAGGGGAAAUGGCUUCCAGAGCAAAGACACAUCUUGUGCUGACUCCCAACGGUCUCUGGUUGGAGCUGCCCUCAUUUCCAGAGCAAUUAACCCAGUUUGGGAGUUCAUUGGUCAGACUGGAGAGGGGAAGGGAAAAGAGGGGAAAGUUCCAUCUUUAAAUUUCUCCUUUGUCUUCUCCAUCCUCUGCCUUCCCCGAUGACCAAAGGAUGAGGAACAAUGGAAAUCUGGGAGUGAGAGAAUGCUUGCUUCGCUGUGCCCUAAGAAAUUCUGCAUCACCUCUCCCUUCCCACCCGAGAGCAACAGGGACUCCACCGCUUAGGAAGUCUGGGCAAGUGUAUGAUGGAGGCUUCUUUUCAAUGAGGGAGGUAGAUGAGGUGGCAGAUUCCUUCCUACAGUUGCAAAUUGGCUUCUGACCAAAGAUGUGGUGCAAGAGAAACUUGCCAUGUUACUCCUAUCCCCUUGCACGCUUUGUCUUUACCACUGAGGUACCUGCCUGAGCAAUAUUGACAGAAACUGGUUUUCCUUUCUUGAGCAAACAGAAGUGGGGCAGCCUGGGAAUUCAGAGGCCAGACAAAUAUCAUUUUCAGCUGUAAAGCCAAACAGCCAGCAUCUAGUUUUUUCCCCCUUUUAAAUCUGAUCAAGAUUAAGACAUUCAUCAGCCUCCUUUUGGAAAGUUUCAUUAAGCGAUCUGUUUGGGUUAAGAAAAGAGCAAGUACUAAAAGCUUCCCCAACGAAAAUCUAGUAGUAAGUGUUAACCAUCCAUUUUCUAACCUGCUACGGUCUCCUCCCGAAGGACAGGCUCUAUGGAGGCUGUACUCGGUAUCUAAGAGGUGGGCCAAGUGAGGAUUGCUUAGGAUGUAAGAACAUGAGCUGCUAACUCUGCGGAGCCAGGGGAGAGUAGGGGUUGCCCACCUUGUCCUUCUCAGUAAGAAGGAGGAUAUUUGGGAGCUGUAGUUCCCCCCUUCUCACCCUCCUGCCACCUAAUAUCUCUCUUGCCCCUACCCCUGAGCCAGGAAUGGGAGCUUCAGAUCCUGACCGGUCCUGGCCUCAGUGGGGAAAUGGCUUCCCAAAAAGCCCCAGCUGCUUUGUGCAGGGGUCCCCACAGCCCUGUUUGUGUCUGCGUUUCCCCCUCCCCACGUCUGUGCCAAUAUGUCAACUUCUGUGUUUAUCACUCUGGCCCUAAGUGUGUUUGUGUAUGUGUGUGUGUGGUGGAAGGAGCAUAAGCGUGCCUAUGUGUCUAACCUCCCUGGUGCCAUACAUGCUUAUACUCUCCUUUUUUCAUAGCCCUCAACUCAAUGUUCACCCCAACAUUCAGAAUGAAAAUCUGGCACCCCUUGGUAAGAACAACCUGGAAGUAGGAAAUGGUAAUCAAGGAGCUUCUUUUGGUAGAAUGGCCCCGGGCUGCCUCAAAAUAAGAAAUCAGGGAAAUAAAUCCAGUCCGUGGUCUCUGGGGGGAGGAAAGCAGGUUUGUAUUAUUUGUUUUUCUUUGAGAAGCUUUUAAAAUUACUCCUCCCUUUAGAAACGGUAUAAUGGAAGCAAAAUUAAAAUCUGAUCUUAUCUCUUGGAA